AUGAUUGACAUACAUUUUCGUUCGCCUUUUGCCUUUUGGACAUUAGGUGUAAUUAGUGUUAUACUAUCCAUAUUAUCAGAUGCUGGUAAUUUAAUUAAUUUAUUUGUUCUUACUCGACGUCAUAUGCGAUCAACAAUGACAACACUUUUAGUUACACUUGCUUGGGCUGAUCUUGUUCCACCUACUGUUGCUUCAUUAAACAGCAUACUAUUUUAUUAUUUUUUACCACGUAUGAAUAAUUCAUCAACAUUUUUAACUACACAUAUGAUUGCACGAGCUAUUUUUAAUGGAUUAGCAAAUGUAUUUACAACAUUUAGUAAUUGGCUUAUUGUAUUAAUUACAACAUUUCGAUUAAUUGUUGUGAAGCAACCAUUAGUGGCAAAAACUUAUUGUAAUCGACGUACUGCUCGUUAUGCAAUAGUAAUUAUUCUAUUCUUAUCAAUAUUUGUUAAUAUACCCUUAUUUCUUUUUACAAGUAUACGAGUUUAUUGUACUAAUAAUGGUUUAAUAAAAUAUUAUAGCCUUGGAGGAUCACCAUUAUUACGAACAAAAUUUUUUUCUCGAUUUUUUUAUCCAAUAAUGGUAACAAUAUCUUUACUUUUUCCAUGGUUAAUAUGUUUUUUGAUUUGGUUAUUUUUAAUACGUGCAUUACGUUCAGCACAAAGUCAAUUAACAAAAAAAAAUGUUAAUACGACAUUUCGUAAUGAUCGUAAGCAAGAUACAUAUUUUCGUAUAACAUUAAUGAUUGUUUGUGUAUUAACUGUUUAUAUGAUAUGUCGUAGUGCACAUUUGCUUGAAGUUAUACAUUUACUAAUAGCACCAUUAUUUAGUAUUCAACAACAAAUAUAUUUUAAUAAAAUACGCAUUAAAUUGUAUUGUAUAUCAAAUAUAAUGUUAACUAUAAAUCAUGGUGCAAAUUUUUAUAUUUAUUCAAUAAAUCCAAAAUUUCGUUUAACACUUAAAUUAUAUUUAACAUAUUAUUUUCGUCGUUGUCGUAUAAAACGUCGACGUGCAUUUACGUUAUUUCAUUUACGUCGAAAAAAAACUAAUGAUAGUUUAGAUGGUUUAAGUGCACAAAAUGAUUUUAAUCGUUCAAUUAUGUUAACACCAUCAAAUCCUAAUGAAGGCAAUCAAAGAUUUUCUAUUAAUCAUAAUCUUCUUACUACAAAUGGAGGUGUUUAUAAGCAAAAUUGUACAAUAAAUAGUAUAAGAACACCACAAAAAUAUUUAAGACAAUUUUUGGAUGCUAAUUCAAAUAAUGAAAAUUCUGAAAAAAGUUAUGUUUGGAGAGAAAUUGAACAAAGACUAAAAUAUCAUAGAAGAAAUCAUUUUCAAUAA
Messenger RNA from Rotaria sordida, 1338 nucleotides. NCBI's taxonomy places the organism in Eukaryota, Metazoa, Rotifera, Eurotatoria, Philodinida, Philodinidae. The record is from the annotation of a GenBank genome assembly.